Molecule: messenger RNA, 5816 nt
Organism: Penaeus vannamei (Pacific white shrimp)
Lineage: Eukaryota; Metazoa; Arthropoda; Malacostraca; Decapoda; Penaeidae
Source: RefSeq, a predicted model, not a curated record
UUUCAUAACUUUACAAACUAUGGAUCUGUCAUUAGGCUAAAUUAGGUUAUAUAAUAUUUACCAAGCCAACCUAUUCCAACCUAUAGCUUGACUUGAUCUAGGCAGACGAAUCUGUCCUAAUGUAAACCUAAUGUAUCCUAACCCUUUUUUGAAUAGCACUGGAUCGAUUUGUUGGGUCACAUGCCAAAGCAACGACAUAAACUUUACAGAUGACGUUUGAUAAAUCCUAGCAUGAUAAGAGAAAUCUUGAGCAACUUGCCUGAGAAAUCAUUUGAGAUGAAUUGGUGUGUUCUGUUCUUUGUUAGCAUAAAAACAAACAAACAAAGACAGUGCAGUCUGGAUGAACUUCAUAUUUGCCAGAUUGUUUUGGAAGAAUGCCAGAAAUAGCAAGUGAAGAUAUAUGUCGCGUUUGUAGAUGCGAGGGUUCCAGCGACCGUCCUCUGUUCCACCCCUGCAUCUGUACUGGUAGCAUUAAGUUUAUCCAUCAAGAUUGUUUAGUGCAAUGGCUUCGUUAUUCCCGCAAAGAGUACUGCGAACUCUGCAAACAUCGCUUCCACUUCACACCAAUAUACUCGCCAGACAUGCCCAAGAGAUUACCCAUAGCAGACAUCCUAGCUGGUUUAGCACGCAGCAUGGGCACAGCCAUCCGUUACUGGCUGCACUACACAUUGGUUGCUGUGGCAUGGCUUGGGGUUGUACCGCUGACAGCCUGCAGAAUAUAUCGUUGCCUCUUCACAGGCUCAGUUUCCUCAGUGCUCACACUACCACUUGACAUGCUUUCAACGGACAACUUAGUGUCAGAUAUCUUCCAUGGGUGCUUUGUCGUGACAUGCACACUAAGUGCUUUUAUCAGUCUGGUCUGGUUGCGGGAACAGAUCCUCCAUGGGGGAGGGCCAGACUGGCUAGAUCAAGAAAUACAGCAUGAGCAUGAGCCACCUGGAAAUUUUGGAGCAGUCAAUCAAGUGAAUGGACAAAUUCCAGUGCCAGUGGCCAAUGAAAAUGUUGCGCCGCAGCAGCAAGAAGUGGCCAACGAAAACCUGGACAUCAAUGAUGAUCCAGGCAAUCAAGAGCUGGCUCCUGUUCCAGCAAAUCAAAAUAUAGGGGAAGGAGGAGAGGGUGAGAUCCUCCAUGAGGGAGCUCCAGGCAACAACAACCUUGACCCAGGAGCUGCAGCAGAUGACCUCAACUGGAACCCCAUAGAGUGGGACAGGGCCGCCGAGGAGCUCACCUGGGAGCGUCUACUGGGUCUCGACGGCUCACUCGUGUUUCUGGAGCAUGUGUUUUGGGUGGUCUCCCUCAACACUAUGUUCAUACUUGUCUUUGCAUUUUGUCCAUAUCACAUCGGGCACUUUACCAUAGUUGGUUUUAAGCUAAAAGCGUGGGUGUCUGCAUCACAUUUUGAGGAAAAUAUUUUACUAAUUGUUUUUCUUUUUUUUUCACCCUGUAGGUCAAAGCGUGUCCUAGGUUUAUGUUACGUUGUAGUUAAAGUUGCUCUGCUGAGUGUAGUGGAGAUUGGGGUCUUCCCGCUGAUAGGUGGCUGGUGGCUGGACAUUUGUUCCUCCUCUUUUGAUGCAACGCUAAAGGACCGAGAGGUGAGCUUUAAGAUGGCGCCAGGCACAUCCAUGUUCAUCCAUUGGCUGGUGGGGAUGGUGUACGUCUUCUACUUUGCUUCGUUUAUCCUCCUCCUGCGGGAAGUGCUGAGACCAGGUGUGCUGUGGUUCCUCAGGAAUCUCAAUGAUCCAGACUUCAAUCCUGUUCAAGAGAUGAUCCACCUGCAUGUGCGCCACACCCGACGUUUCUUGGCCUCCAUGGUCAUAUUCGGUUCCACAGUGUUGUUGAUGCUGUGGCUUCCAAUAAAGAUCAUUCAUGGACUAUGGCCUUCCUUUUUACCAUAUCAUAUUACACUCUCAAGUGAUACCCCAGUGAGUGAGCUGUCGCUGGAGCUGCUGUUGCUCCAGGUGAUACUCCCAGCACUGCUAGAACAAGGUCAUACUCGAGUUUGGCUCAAGCUCUUGGUCAGACACUGGUGUGCCGCUGUGUCUCACAUUCUUGGAUUGAGAUCAUACUUGCUUGGCGAUGUGGCUCUUGACGCUCAGGGAGGUGGUGUUGUGAUUGGUGGUGACACAGUUGGAGCUGCUGGAGAAGGUGUGCAGCUGUGCGGCUGCUCCUCCAGUAGAAGUAGAGCAGGCUGAUCCCGAGCGGUGGAAGGCCUGGUGAACCCUGUUGUUGGAGGGCCUGGAGGUGGAGAUGCCUUGGGAGGAGGCCUUGGCGCAGCACAUCAGGCAUUGCUCCAGCGAGAUGGACCGACUGGUUUCCAGGCUUAUGUACGGCCGAGAUGGUUUGGUGUGCGUAUCUUGGGCUUGGUGGUCAUGAUGUGCGUGAGCUUGACAGCAGCAUCCAUUAUAUGUCUGACACUUCCAGUCUUAGUGGGUCGGCAGUGCAUGUAUCUUGCCCUUGGUGACACCAAAGUUCAUGAACUCUACACUGGUGCAUGUGGUCUGUACCUGUGUUUGCUUAGUAUUCGAGGCAUCACUCUCCUCAUCUCAUGGAUAAUGCUGGGAUGGUCACAAGUCAUCCUGCGCUUGAAGCAAUGGGGCAUCAUGGGCACCAAGGCACUAGUGGCGCUAGUGGUUGUGGCGGUAAUUGUGCCAUUGAGUGGCGUUCUCAUGGAGUUGGUCAUUGUUAUCCCUCUGAGAGUUCCCCUCCAUCAGACGCCAAUCAUCUUCCUCUGGCAGGACUGGGCCCUGGGUGUCCUGUACACAAAGAUCAUGUGUGCAUUGGUCAUGAUGGGUCCAAACUGGUGGCUCAAGACAAAUCUGGAACAUAUCUACUUGGGUGGAGUACGUGGCCUGGACCUGAACCUCCUUGUGGGCCAAACGGCACUUCCAGUCAUUGCAAGCCUAGGUGCCUGUCUCACCAUUCCCUAUGUCACAGCACACACACUGGCCCUCUCUUUGUACCCCCUAGUGCACUGGAAACACAUUUUGUUUUUAUUUUAUAAGGUCCUGGUGGAGCGUCGCAUAUAUCCUGCACUGUUGAUCAUAACACUGCUGUCUACCCUCAUCAUCAUGCAAGUUGUACAGUUCACCCGUCUUUACGAACACAUAAAAAAUGAUAAGUACCUGGUUGGGCGGCGACUCGUGAACUACGACCAUACUAGCACCCAGACCUCUUCCCCAAGGCUCGAAAGCGAGAUCACCCCAUUUGUCAGGUGAAGGUGACAGGAGUAGGAGGUAGAUGCCCUAAAGUAUGCCUGUGAAUGGAAGUUAUAUAUUUUGUCUAGGUGUGGUACCUGGCAUUUCAAAAGAGCAAGAAGAGGAGAAGUUACACAGAAGAAAGAAAUGAAAUUCUGGUCUGAUUGUGUAAUGAUUUAUUGUUAUUAUUGUCAUCAUCAUAAUUAUUAUUAUUAUUAAUCUUUGUAAAUAUAUUCUCAUGGUCUGAGUAAGUCAUUUAGGUACCUUGUCUCAUACUUCGAAACCCAAGUAUUCAGUGUGUAAUAUGUCUCUGAAGCGAGACACAUGUACCCUCCAGGAAGUGUGUGGGUUAGGCUUUCCUGGUUAGAGCGUUAGUUUGUCUGAUGGAAAUUCAACGACGGGUAGGGAAGAUUUAUGAAAAGUAAAAAGAACGCUUGUGUUUAUAUUUGAUUUCGCAUACAAUAACUUGAAGGGAUUUUAGUUACUGUCUAGAUUGCAUAUUAUAUUCCUUUAUGUGUAUGAUAUACAGUAAAAACUAUUAUCACAUGAAAUAGUUCUAUAUAUUUUUAGAAAUAAAAGAAGUAUUGGAGAAUGUAUUUUUGGGUGGGAGAAUGUAUUUUAUUAUUAUCAUUAUUAAUUUAUUCUUUUUGAUGAUGAUGAUUAUGAUAAUGGUUUUAUUUUUGCAUUUUUUUUCUGAUCAUUGGAAAUUUAUUUAUUUGCAAAGAUUUUAUAUAAAAAAAUAUUUUAUAGUGUAAAUAAUAUUUAAUAAAUGGACAUUACAUGCAAUGCACAAAACUAAAAGGAUAGUUUGUGAGGCCUUCUUGUAUUUAUUAAAUUUGUCACAAAGAAAAGAAGAAAAAAAAUACACGAGUAAUGUUUCACAGUGGGAAUAAUAAAACUUUUUUGUGAUGUAAUUUUAAGAAGAUUACAGAGUCAUUAUUUUGCUGGUACAUGAUUGCAUUACGCAUUAGAAUAUGGAUACAAAACUGACACUAACUGAGAGACUGAUGUUUUCAGUCUACUUGCUAAAAUUAUGUUAUUGUCAUGAUCCAUUGUGUGAAGUGUGUACAACUAAUCUGUGAUGCAAAGAGCAUUUAGUCAUGUUUAUGUACUUUAUUAUCAAUAUGUCUCUUUUUUUUCUCUCACUCUUUUAAUUCAUGUAAAGAGGAGGUUCACAUAUGCCAGAGAAGUGAUAGCAUGUUUUUACUGUAUUGAUACAGCAGCCAUUUAUUAUCUCAGUAAUAUGAGGUGUAUAUAUAUAUAUAUCUAUAUAUAUAUAUGUAAAGUUUGCAAUAGAGGCUCUUCAGGCAAUUUUUGUACUUGUCUUGUGAUACAUGAAUAGGUUGCUUCCUUUCAUGAUUUUGAUAAUUAUAGGAGUGUGUUCUCUGGAAAGAAAUUUGCAAAUGUAUUUAUCGAUUUCCAAAUAAGUAGAAACUUAAUUGAUUUUGCAUUUUACAAUAAGAAAGCUUUUUUUUUCUUUCUUUCUUUCAAAAUUAAUAUAUGCAGCAGCAGUCUUAAGCAGAAAUUACUUAAACGUAGUGUUACUUAACUUUCCAAAUAUUACUGGUUUGGUUUUUCUGUUCUUCCGUUUAAGUGUUAAUUGAACAGAUGCUGAUAUAGUUUGUGAGGGCUUAUAAUGUACAGUAAGAAGUUUGCAGGUUACACAAAGAGUUCAGUGUCACACUCAGAAAAGAAGUUUUAUUGCAUUAUUUUUCACAAGAUCACACAUGAAUAUUACCUGAUGACCAAAGGAGUGUGCUUUGGGUUCUACUGUGCUGGAGGCUAUGGCUCUUGAGAAUUGCAAAAUAUUAGUCCAUUCGUUAAAGAUCUUUAAACAUAUGACAUCAGCAGAUACAAGUGGACCACUCAGUUCGUGUGUAGGUCAGUUUAAUGUGUUUUUUUUUUAAAGUUACAGAAAAGCUUGAUCAUGUUUCCUUAAAUUGUUAGUUAUGUACAAAGAGUUGCAUAAGACAAUGGCUGGAAUAGGAAGUCGAUUGAAGACGAGUACAUAAAUGUGUAUGGCAGAUCACUACCAAUGGAUCGUCAGGUGCACAAGGAAUGAUUUCACCAACUACAUUGUGUACAGGUAGUUGCUUCCUUCUUAUCCAGAGAAGUGCAUGUAGUGUGUGUCUGUCUCUCACUUGGAGUUACUAUUUGCACAGUUUUCUCCCUGGUAAGACUCAUGGCAGACCUAAUAAAAAUGCAGGAAAGUAUAUAUUCUACAAUUUACUGGUAUGCAUCUCGCUGUGUAGUCUUUUCUUUGCCAACUAGAAGAAAGAAAAUGAAAGGACAAAAAAAAAAAUAAAAUUGUAGUGAAGAAAAGUUUUAAAUAACAUAGUCUAAAUAAUGUAGUCUGUUUCUAUUUUGCAUUCAAAGCAAGAAGGAAGAUGUCACCUCUCAGAACCUGGUUUGGUUAGUUAAUUUAUAGUUGGUCAGUGAAAAUGCAAGUGGGGAAAAAAAGGUGUGUGUGCAUACGUUACUAAUUUCCCUCUCAUAAUGUAAUGUAUUAUUUUUUCACCAGCAUGUACAGUUUCAGAUGUAAAUAUCAUUAUAUCAUCUGCCUGGUGUGGAAGAAUGUAUAAAAGGAGAUUUUUUCUUUAUUAAAUAAAUGUUCACAAUUUU